Molecule: messenger RNA, 1026 nt
Organism: Acanthopagrus latus (yellowfin seabream)
Lineage: Eukaryota; Metazoa; Chordata; Actinopteri; Spariformes; Sparidae
Product: trace amine-associated receptor 13c-like
Exons: 1
Coding region: 1-1026 (341 amino acids)
Biological process (GO): G protein-coupled receptor signaling pathway
Cellular component (GO): membrane
Molecular function (GO): trace-amine receptor activity
Source: RefSeq, a predicted model, not a curated record
AUGACUCAUUUCUCAUUGCCUCCAGAGCUGUUGAUGUACUGUGCUCCAGGCAGUAAUGCUUCAUGUAUUGCGUUAAGGAAAGGUUUUUGGAUAGAUUUUGCCCUCUAUUUGGUGUUUGUUUCAGGCAUGCUGAUUACAAUUUUAGGGAACUCUCUUGUCAUCUUGUCAGUAUGUCAUUUCAAACAGUUGCACAGUCCUACCAAUGUGCUCAUUUCAUCUCUUGCUCUGGUUGAUCUACUAGUGGGUGUUAUGGUGUUGCCCUUCAGUGCCACCCGGACUGUUCAUGACUGCUGGUUCUAUGGUGAUACGUUCUGUCACAUACACAACAGUUUCGAGAUGUUUCUCAUUAUUGCUUCUAUCUUCCACCUAAUUUGCAUUGCUGUUGACAGGCAUCAAGCAAUAUGUAAUCCUCUGCAUUAUUCUAGAAAAAUCACAAUGUCAGUUGCAAUGAUUAUGGCAUGUGCCUGCUGGUCACUGGCUGCUGUCUAUGCUUAUGGACUACUUUAUUCAAAGGCCAACGCGACAGGGUUACAGGAUAUAUUAGAAUCAUUUUGCCUUGGUGGUUGUUUUGUUUACUUUAACCCACUUUGGGGAAUGUUGACCAGUGCUUUCUGCUUUUUCUUUCCCUGCACUGUAAUGGUUUGUCUUUACACUAAAAUAUUUGUUGUGGCUAAACAGCAUGUAAGAAAGAUUGGAGAUAAGAACAAUAGUUUAAAUGACAGAGGGAGAGGUGGGUUGAUCAAGCACUCUGAGAGCAAGGCUGCAAAGACUCUCAGUAUUGUGCUUGGUGUAUUCAUCUUUUCUUGGAUGCCUUUCUUUAUGCAAGCAAUAAUUGAUCCCCUCACUGGCUUCUACAUUGAUCCUUUCCUCUUGGAAGUAUUUAUUUGGUUGGGUUACUUCAAUUCAGCCUAUAACCCCAUUAUUUAUGCCUUGUUUUAUCCCUCCUUCAAAAAAUGUUUUCAUCGCAUUGUCAGUCUGAAAAAAUUUAGUGCAAAUUCUUCAACUAUGAAUUCAUCUAUUAAAUGA